AGUUUUUACUGAUUUACGUCUUCGCUCAGUCGCUGCAAAUCUGACCUUAUUUUAAAGAGGAGCGGGACAUCGCACGGCAUCCCUAAACAGUGUACAUUGUUUGGCACACCGGUUUUGCAGAGCAACUGGAUAAACUGAACCGGUGUGAGGGGUCGGGGGAAGGCCACGGAUGACCGAGGGAUUGUUUAUGUAUCUUUUUGGAUCUCAUAUAACGAGUUAGAGUCGGUGCAUACUUUAUAAAUUGAUCACCAAUAAUGAGUGGACAUCCGCCGCAGCGGCGGCAAAUAAAUGUCGGUUCGCUACUACUGACACCGCAGGAGAAUGAAUACCUUUUCAACCACCUUGGCAGGAAAUGCAUCACAUUGUCUUCAGCAGUGGUCCAGGUGUUCACAGCAGAUAGGAACUCCAGCUGGAACAAGAGAUGCUGCGGGGUGGCCUGUCUGGUCAAAGACAACCCCAAUCGAUCCUACUUCAUCAGGGUCUUUGACAUCAGGGACGGUAAGAUGAUGUUUGAACAGGAGCUGUACAACAACUUCAGCAUCUAUUUCCCCAAACCCUACUUCAUCACAUUUGCUGGAGAUACAUGCCAAGUGGGUUUGAAUUUUGCCAGUGAGGAGGAGACCAAGCGUUUCCACAGCCAUGUGUCAGAGCUACUGGGGAAAAGACAGAGGAAAACUGAGAAGAGACGCGACCCUCUAAAUGGUCCUUCGUUGCCCAUGGCCACCGUUGACAUCAAAAACCCGGAGAUCAACAGUGUUCAGCGUUUCCAUAACAACUCUCAGGUGAACAACAUUGUGCACUCCUCCUUCCCCAAGAGGGAGAAAAAAGGGGGCAAGGGGAAGAGGAAGAGGUUGACCAAGGCGGACAUCGGCACACCGAGCAACUUCCAGCACAUUGGGCAUGUAGGAUGGGAUCCAAACACAGGCUUUGAUUUGAAUAAUUUGGACCCUGAGCUAAAGAACCUGUUUGACAUGUGUGGCAUCUCUGAGGCUCAGCUGAAGGACAAGGAGACCUCUAAGGUCAUCUACGACUUCAUUGAGAAGAAAGGAGGCGUAGAAGCUGUCAAAAACGAGCUGCGGAGACAAGCUCCUCCACCCCCUCCAUCCAGAGGUGGCCCUCCUCCCCCACCCCCACACCACAGCUCAGCCCCUCCUCCCCCUCCUCCUGCCCGGGGGCGAGGCGCCCCACCGCCUCCUCCCCCUUCCAGAGCUCCCGUCUCUGCCCCCCCGCCUCCCCCUCCAUCUCGGCCAGGCAUGUCCGCUCCACCGCCUCCCCCUCCAAGCCGGGGCUUUCUCCCGCCUCCCCCUCCACCGGCUCACGCCUCAAUCCCCGUGGCGCCUCCCCCACCGCCUCCUCCCCCCUCAUCCUCAACUCCAUCCAGUACCGGAGGACCGCCUCCCCCACCUCCUCCUCCCCCGCCUCCUGGCCCUCCACCCCCUGCUCCUCCGCCGCCCACGGAGGCUAACGGAGGGGACAGCAGUCUGCCCUCACCCGGGGUCGGCAAGUCGGCACUGCUGAGUCAGAUCAGAGAAGGCACCCAGCUGAAGAAGGUAGAGCAGAAAGAGAGGCCAGUCUCUAGCACCGGAAGAGACGCACUUCUGGACCAAAUCCGGCAAGGAAUCCAACUUAAACCGAGGGAUGACAACACCGAUUCAUCUCCUUCCACUCCGGCCCCCUCGGCAGGCAUCGUAGGGGCCCUGAUGGAGGUGAUGCAGAAAAGGAGCAAGGCUAUUCACUCUUCAGACGAGGAUGAUGACGAUGAAGAUGAUGAGGACUUUGAAGAUGAUGAUGAAUGGGAUGAUUAGCGAUUUAUUUUUGUUUUGUUUUGUUUUUUUUUCUCCCCUUCCCACCACCUGGAUGAUUAUGACACUAAAAUUGUGCUUGUCUUUCUAAAAAGAAAUUUUUAAUUUCAAAAUUAUAAAUGUAAAUGUUCUAUCAAUUUGCUGUAUAUUUUUGUUGCCUUUAUGCUUUUUUUUUUUUAUUAAUCUGUGCAAUACCUCAUUUAAUCUGUAAAUGUUUGUCAUUCUUAUAUCUUAGGUUGUUUCUUUAUCUUUGUCAUGUCUCUAUGUUCCUGUUGGCUCCAUUUCUGUCUCUUGACAAGUAAUAUGUCUCAUCUGUCAUUUUAACUAUGUUCUGCUUUUUUCAUCUCUCUGUAUCUUUUCCUCCUCCUCCCACGGCCCUAACUCUUCUAUGUUUAUCACCUCCAUCUGUCACUCAGCCUCCCAUCACACAUGUCCCCGUCGCUCUCCCAUGUUCCCUGUCCCCCAGAUUAACAUGUGCAAUUUCACAUCAAGUUGUCUGUUAAACCUUAGAGUUGAAUGUUUUUUUUUUUUUUUUGGUCAGUGAUUGAAGGGAGGGCUUAUACAACAAGUUGCCACAAAUCCUUCAUCAAUCAUGUCAUCAUUGUUCAUCAGGAGGAAAAAAAAAAAGAACUAUUUUCAUACCCUAUUGCUCUGUAGUUUAUUUUUACUUAUUCAAAUGAUCCUAGUUUAGCACUCAUAUUUUCUUAAAACAAAGAAGAAAAAAAAGAAAUGCUCUUUUUUGGAAUAUUUAGCUUCAUUUGCUGUCGACUGUAAAUUUGCUCCAGAGUUGAGUCUUGUUAUAUUUUUGCACAGAUUGAAAGAGGAGACUCGCUGCAUCAAUACAGGACAUUUUCAGGUCUGUAUCAUUAUGGAACAUGCAUAUGCUUUAAGUAAUGAGGUAAAAUACACUUAAACAUUUUUAACCGUUAACACAACAUACUACAUACAGUAAAUGCAUGGAGGUAGCCCACAGUGUUAUGGCUGGCUAUCUGUUGUGAAUUUUAGUUCUUUUUUUUUCUUUUUCACCGUCACACUACAGUUUAAGUUGAAAUUUUGCUUUUUUUUUCUUGUUUUUUUUUUACAGUAGCAAGCAGAGUAUUAAUAAAUGCCUGUUUGUUGGAAUCAGGUCAUUCAUCAUGUAAAACUUGAGGAAUAAAGACAUUUUAGUUUUACACACCUGAUGCUUAUAAUGGGUCCAUAUGCUAAGUUACUGUACAGAAACAGCGAGACUAAAGUAGUGUUCUCCCUGUUAUAGACACUAAGUGCUGACAGUAUAGGGAAAAACAUUAGAUUCAUGGCAUUAUUCAAACAAGUAUCAAUAUUGUCUUGACUAACUAGUACAUAAUGAGGUGUAACAUAGGAAAUGCUUAUAUAAAAACUCAGACAGUGGUCAGUUUUUCCCUACAAAGACCAAAUAAUCAGAUGUGGGCAUUUAAUCCACAUACAGUUGGGUCUGAUAUGAGACCACUUCCCCAUUCACUUGAAUGAGAAAGUAGUGGCAAUAGUACAUCAUAUUUACCAUAUGCUUUGUUCAAACAGUGGUUACCCCACAAAGGAAAAUACUGUUAAUGUUAGAUCAUUUCAUGAGACGAAGGAAAGGAUUAAAAAACAUGAAUGACAACUGCCCUGUGGCUACAAAUUGUCUGGCUCAAAACUGAGUACAAGUUAGAGAAACUAACGUAUUUGUUGCUCUUAUUUCAGCAGUUCCUUACAUUAUGGCCUGAUGUACUCUAAUGCACUAUACUUUUGUGUUGCUUGCUAACCAACCAAAGUAGAUGUGUACUUUUGCGAAACAGUAGCGGCCACAAGUGACAGUUAUAGGGAAAUGCUAAGAAAUGUUUAUCUAAAGUUUGCUAACAUCAUCCAGUAUAUGCUAACUGGUCAUACCAGACCAACAGACUGUAGAAGAAAAACCUCUGUGUGAACUGAAAUGAACAAGGGUGAGUUUUAUUACGAAUGAAUUCAACUUUUCAUUUGUAAGAGGAAGAAUAUGUUAUUUCUUCUUUUAAAAGUUGUGUCGACUAUUUAAAUCUUUGCAUUGAAGGUCAACACAGGCAUGCUAGCCAUGUUGGCUCUAUAGAAAGCUGUAGCUAUCUUUUGCUAAUAUUUGUUAGCUAUGAAUGAGUCAUUCAACCAGACUAAUGGUUGGUGUCCAUUCUAGACCUGAUAAUCCAAGACUGUUUCCAAAAGCAUUAGCAUGAAUUAGCACUAUGGUAGGUUAAGAUUUUUAUGUGACAUUAAUUAAAAAGGGUUGUCCUUCAAAUAUCCUCAAACACAUUUUGUAACAACACUACUAUUAUUGUCAAGAAAAUUAGCUGCACACCACUCUGUUGCUAGACCUAAAAAUUAUACAUGGAAAAAAACAUGCUAACAAGCAGCAUGCUCCUACUGCUAGCAUAUCUUUGGGUUAUAUUACAGCUAAUAUAGAAACUUAUUUCCCACAGUGUGACUAAAAUGAAUUAUACGCUAUAAUGUCUCCAAAUUCCUUGGUGUUGUGUUUUGUUUUUUCUCUGGUUCCAGUUAGCAAAUGCUUUCUCUUUAAAUUCUGUCUUUGAGAGACAAAUUGCCACUUGUCUGACCUCUUUUGUCGAAUAUCAAGAUACUUUUUUGGGGGGGAAACCUAGCCAUGUUUUCGCUGAUGUUAGCUUCUGUAGGUAACUCGGUUAAUAAGAUGUUAUGGACGCCAAGCCUUAUCAAUGAGGCUGGACAAAUAAUGAACUCUGACAUUGUACACUCCAAUAAAAGGUUGAUAUUUA
Molecule: messenger RNA, 4558 nt
Organism: Seriola dumerili (greater amberjack)
Lineage: Eukaryota; Metazoa; Chordata; Actinopteri; Carangiformes; Carangidae
Gene: waslb
Product: neural Wiskott-Aldrich syndrome protein-like
Exons: 11
Coding region: 255-1805 (516 amino acids)
Biological process (GO): regulation of Rho protein signal transduction; actin filament organization
Molecular function (GO): actin binding; small GTPase binding
Source: RefSeq, a predicted model, not a curated record